GUGAAAUGGAGGCGGGUUUAGCGAUUUAUUGAAGUGAAAAUGGCUACUGUCAUCAGAUUCUACAAAAGCCGAAUCUGUUUAUAAACCGCGAAAAAUCAAUAUAGUUUUUAUUUAGUUUUAUUAUUUUAUAUUUUUAACAGUAAAAAACUUGUUUAAACGAAAUUUGUGUUGCCAGCUGUAAAUUAAAAGUUAUCAAUUUCAUAAGAUUUUUAUAUAUAAAUGAUUGUCAUAUCCGAAUGGGUUGUAGCUAUAGUUUAGAAGAAAGAGAAGCUAAUUCUCGAAGUAGAGCGAUUGAGAAAACUCUCAAACACGAUGGAGACAAAUCAGGCAAAGAAGUCAAAUUACUUUUACUAGGAGCAGGAGAGUCUGGUAAAAGUACGAUUGUCAAGCAGAUGAAAAUUAUUCAUGACAAUGGCUUCUCAGAAGAAGAGGUUAUUCGGUAUAAAGCCAUAAUCUUUAGUAAUACUGUUAUGUCUCUUAUUUCAAUACUUAGAGCUAUGGAAAAAUUAAAUAUUUGGUUUGGAGAUGAAGCAAGGCAGAAAGAUUCAUCAAUUUUGUUUCAAGUUGCACUACGUAAUGAGGAGUCUUUGCCAUUUUCCCCAGAAGUUCUUAAAGCUAUGAAAAAUUUAUGGGCAGAUGAUGGUGUCAUAAAAUGUUUUAAAAGAAGUCGUGAAUACCAGCUUAAUGAUUCAGCUCAAUAUUACCUGGAUGCAUUAGAUAGACUUGGAGAUCCGCAUUACAAGCCCACUGAGCAAGAUAUUUUACGAACUCGUGUUAGAACUGCUGGUAUUGUAGAGACUCAGUUUUCCUUUCGGAAAUUAAAUUUUAAACUCCUUGAUGUUGGAGGACAGAGAACUGAGCGUAGAAAAUGGAUUCAUUGUUUUCAAGAUGUCACUGCUAUUAUAUUUUGUGCUGCAUUAAGCUGUUAUGAUUUGCGUCUUGCAGAAGAUGAUGUAACGAAUCGAAUGAUUGAAAGUUUGAAGUUGUUUGAUUCAAUUGUAAAUAAUGACCAUUUUAUAAGCACUUCUGUAAUUUUGUUUCUUAAUAAAAAAGACUUGUUUAAAUUAAAGAUACCUCAUUCUCCAUUGACAUUAUGCUUUCCUGAAUAUACAGACAAGGUCCAUUCCUCAGAAAUGUUUUGUUUUGCUACUAAGUUUGAGCCUCUACUCCAUGUAAGGUCAAAAUGAAUAUGAAGAAGCUUGCGGAUACAUUAGACAAAAAUUUUUAGAUAGAAAUCGAAAUGAAUCUAAAGAAAUAUAUGUGCAUUUAACUUGUGCAACAGACACUGCUAACAUCGAUUUUGUUUUUAAAGCAGUUACCAAUAUGAUUAUUGCCGCUAAUUUAAAAAAAAGUGGUUUAACGUAGGUGAAACGUCACAAUUUGCAAAAAUAGAGAGAUUUAUAAAAGUUUUUCUGAAAUAAAUAUAAUGGAGAUAAAUAUAAUGAUCAAUUUCAGAGGUUUAAAUCUAUGAAAAUGAUAAAAUCUACGCAUGAAAAAAGUAGUAAUCGUCCUCUUUUUUCGAUCUGGUUGGAGGAGUAAAUUUUUCAAAUAAAAUAAUGAAAAAAAUAGCAAUUUGAACUGGACAGCUCUUCGUUUAGACUUGCAAUUCUAUUUGCCUUAGCCAAAUGUUUUUCACAUUUUAUUUUACAAACAGUUAGAGACUUGAAACUAAUAAAUUUUCCCUAAUGAAUUGAGCCGACAAGUAAUUAAUUAUACGUUUUUAUUCAAAAGCCAUAUUUCUUGCUGUUUUGUACUUUUAAACCCCUUCUAAUUUUUAGUUUUUGAGUUUUUUCUAUUUUAUGUAAUUACUGGUAAUUGUUAUGAUAUAACUAAUAUACUCUAUAUUAUAAUUAGUUAUCGAGUAUUGUAUAUAUUGUCUACAGAAACUUUAUUAAUUAGUUAUCGUGUAUUGUUUGUAUGAAACUCAAAUGUCUAGAAGAUAUCUAAAAAUUUGAACAAAUACGAUUUUUUAGAAAGCCAUCUUCUAAUAUAUAUUUUAUGACUAAUAUGGAAUUUUUUUUUUUUUUUUUUCUUGAAAGAACGUUAUAUUUGAGUUUCUUUCAGUGCAUUUUAUACGUGAUUUUUAAAAAAAUAAUAAUAUUACUCUAAUUU
This is a messenger RNA of Hydra vulgaris (swiftwater hydra), 2112 nucleotides long. Its product is annotated as guanine nucleotide-binding protein G(o) subunit alpha. NCBI's taxonomy places the organism in Eukaryota, Metazoa, Cnidaria, Hydrozoa, Anthoathecata, Hydridae. Gene Ontology annotation, molecular function: G protein-coupled receptor binding; GTP binding; G-protein beta/gamma-subunit complex binding. The record is from RefSeq and is a predicted model, not a curated record. Gene Ontology annotation, cellular component: heterotrimeric G-protein complex. Gene Ontology annotation, biological process: adenylate cyclase-modulating G protein-coupled receptor signaling pathway.